CAGCCUGAAGUUCUCCAUCGGUAGCCGAACACCGUCGCUCCCCAAACACUGACCGGUGUUGUUUAGCUGGAAACGGCGCUUACGGUCUGCGGAGAUGGAGUCUAUUUUCAGUAUACUGGUGCUGAGUACACUGGUCCGUGAAGGUUUCUCUGCACCGUUACCACCACCUGAGGAGACAGUCAUGUUUUUAGGGGAGGACUUUCACAUCCAGCUCCCCCCAGGUGCUACCGACGUGGUGUUUGAGCGCACAGCCAGCACAGGUGGUGGGAAGGUUGUUCUGAUGAAGGCCGGGGUGAUAAAGGGCAGGAGGGCCUGGGGGCUGAACCAGACCCACCUGGUCCUGGAGGACGUGAGAGAGGUUGAUGAGGGGCUGUACACCGUCACCUCCCAGGACAACAGCACCAUCAGCAAGUCCUAUUCACUCAUAGUGAGGGAUUGCUCCAACGAGCACAACAUCAUGUAUGGAGAGAACUUCCACAUUCAGCUGACCCUACCUCCCAAGGUGAUUGAGUUCCGGCCCAUCGCUGUUGAGGCAAACCAGGCGUCCCUGAUAGCUCUGGUCCUAAUGAUAGGAGAGCACUUUAGAGAUGUUUAUGAAAACCGCCUGUUCGUCUCGGAGACCAGAGUUACACUCACAGGUGUAACAGGAGCGGAUGAGGGCGCCUACACCAUUAGGGAUAUCUUUGAUGAAAUUCAGAAGAAGGUGUGCCUGGACGUUAAAGUGCAUCAGAACUCUACAGAAGUGCCUUCUGGAGGAACUUUGAAGUUCAACCUCGUACUGAACAGUUCCAUGGUGCACUUCAAGUACACGCCUGCCAGCGACAGCAGGAAGUCCUGGUUGAUCAUGCAAAAGGGCAACCUGACAAUCCCGGAGGAGCUAGACAUGCAGGACCGUCUCUCUGUGGAUGGCAACCUCUGCGUCUUGGAAAACGUGAAGGCCACUGAUGCUGGAGUGUUCCUGGUCACAGACCUCGAUGGCUUCCACGUCGCUGAAACACACCUAAUGGCGGGAAAUCCGGACAUACGCCCAGCUGCAUGAGGUGACCAAACGUAGAGAGGACGAGAGGAGGAAAGCAGAGUGCCGCUCCUACAGACUGAACAACAGGCCCAGCUCCUCAACAAGGAAAAUCUCACACUGCACACGUCUACCUAUAGUUAAUAUCACAUCACAUAGAAUAUAAUAAUGAAAGAUAGUAUGGUGCAGUUCGCAGAUACAAACAGUCACUAAAACUCAGGCACAAAACACACACACACAUGCACACACCUUUUGAAGACUGAUGUUCUCACUACCUCCAUUGAAUUUAGGUUACCAUUAUAUCUGUGCCACACACACACACACACACACACACACACACACACACACACACACACACACACACACACACACACACACACAAACGUAAUACAGCGUUGCUGAAAGCUGUAGUAUUCACACAGCCAACUGGCAGGACUGGACGCUGUUUAUUUUCCAUAGGUCUUGGAAACAGAAAGCAUGUGUCUGUUGGGGAGGUGUUUGAUUUAGGUGAUCAAUUUUGUGAUGCAAAUGUGUAGAUUUGACAUAGCGGCUAACUUGCUCACUUUUAUAUAAAAAAAUGGCAGACAUUGUUCCCCCUUCUGGUUUUGAUAUCUCCACUUUUUGAGCAUGAUUUUAAUCAAGGUAUAAUGUAAUUCUAUAGAUUUUGCACAAAAUCUGAAACCUGUCUCCCCUUCUGGUAUUUCAAAAAAGAUGCACACUGGUAGCCUACUUUAAAAUACCAUUACACCAUGAAUUACUUCAGGGCUGUGCUUGAACUGACCUCACUGUCGCUCCUUUCAAAAUCAAUGAUCUUUGACUUUCUAUUUGUUUAUCUUUGUCUAUCUUUAUUUUCAAAUGUUCCCUUCACAACUAAUAUACUUUAAAUUGGCCAUAUUGUAUUUUUUUCUUUC
This is a messenger RNA of Engraulis encrasicolus (European anchovy), 1926 nucleotides long. RefSeq lists its product as uncharacterized. The coding region runs from base 95 to 1039 and encodes 314 amino acids. The record is from RefSeq and is a predicted model, not a curated record. Lineage: Eukaryota; Metazoa; Chordata; Actinopteri; Clupeiformes; Engraulidae. The transcript is spliced from 7 exons.